AUGCCCCCUCCCACCCUUAAGGUUUUAAAUGUGGCGGAGAAACCGCAUCUCAUGUCCCUCGAUUUCCCUGCACCCUUCUCAUCUUGGAACGCUGUUUUUCCUGAAGCGCUUUUUACAGCCCCUGUGCUAAAACGCGUCAGCGACUCCGCGAAAGACAUCGUCGAAAAUCUGAAGACGUAUGCGAAGAAGUGUCAGUGGCUCGUGUUGUGGCUCGACUGCGACCGAGAGGGAGAAAAUAUUGCUUUCGAGGUGUUACAAGUGUGCAGAGAAGCAAAUCGGAACAUUCAGUCGUUCCGCGCAAUUUUUUCCGCCGUGACAAGGCAAGACAUCGAAAGGGCGUGCCAGCGUCUGCAACAACCAAAUGAAGCCCUUUCACAGGCAGCAGAUGCCCGGUCUGAAGUCGACUUGCGCAUUGGCGCCGCCUUUACGCGAUUUCUCACAAAGCGGUACCAGAAUAAGUUGUCGCUCCAGAAGGGACUCAUAAGCUAUGGUCCCUGCCAGUUCCCCACCUUGGGUUUCGUUGUUGAACGAUACCUGGAGGUCGAAAAGUUUGUCGCGGAAAAAUUUUGGACUCUUCGAGUCACUGUUGACAGAGACGACGAGGAACGACCAGGUCACCGUCUCCUCGUCGACUUCCAGUGGGAGCGGCAGCGCCUUUUUGACCAAGCCGUCGUAAUCGCUUGUCUCGAGCUCUGCUGCGAGAAACCAGAAGCGCUCAUCACUGCAGUCGAGUGCCGCGAAGUUACUAGACCCAGACCCGUCCCUCUGAGUGAGCCGUUCAUAGGCAAACAGCCACCGUGUUGA
Eimeria mitis is the source of this 804-nucleotide messenger RNA. RefSeq names its product DNA topoisomerase III alpha, putative. The record is from RefSeq and is a predicted model, not a curated record. Gene Ontology annotation, cellular component: nucleus. NCBI's taxonomy places the organism in Eukaryota, Apicomplexa, Conoidasida, Eucoccidiorida, Eimeriidae. Gene Ontology annotation, biological process: DNA topological change. Bases 1 to 804 code for a protein of 267 amino acids. Gene Ontology annotation, molecular function: DNA binding; DNA topoisomerase type I (single strand cut, ATP-independent) activity. The transcript is spliced from 12 exons.